Lingula anatina is the source of this 4447-nucleotide messenger RNA. RefSeq names its product guanine nucleotide-binding protein subunit alpha-12. Lineage: Eukaryota; Metazoa; Brachiopoda; Lingulata; Lingulida; Lingulidae. Gene Ontology annotation, molecular function: G-protein beta/gamma-subunit complex binding; GTPase activity; guanyl nucleotide binding. The record is from RefSeq and is a predicted model, not a curated record. Gene Ontology annotation, cellular component: cytoplasm; heterotrimeric G-protein complex; brush border membrane. Gene Ontology annotation, biological process: adenylate cyclase-modulating G protein-coupled receptor signaling pathway; Rho protein signal transduction.
GCGGAAGUUGUUAACCGUGACGUCAUGGGCGGGGUGAACCAGCAACAUGGCGGACGUAUUUUUCUGCUGUGGGGUAACUCCUGAAGAAAAGACUAACCGGAAUCGAAGCAAGAAAAUUGAUCGUAUGCUCGCCAAAGAGAAAAUACACUUUAAAAGAACGGUGAAGAUUUUAUUAUUAGGUUCGGGUGAAAGUGGAAAAAGCACAUUUUUGAAACAGAUGCGAAUAAUACACGGGCAAGACUUUGACGAUGAAGCAUUAAAUGAGUACAGGCUUAUUGUACACACUAACAUUGUGAAAGGAAUGAAAGUGUUGAUUGAUGCAAGAGAGAAACUUGGAAUUCCUUGGGGAGAGAGUAAAAAUGUAUCCCAUGCUAACAAAGUGUUUGGAUACGAUAGUAACGUCAAGCUCGAUGCUGAUUUAUUUAUGGACUAUGCACCCCAUGUCGAAAAACUGUGGCAAGAUUCGGGCAUUCGUGCAGCUUAUGAGAGGAGGCGGGAAUUCCAACUGGGUGAUUCAAUUCGAUAUUUUCUCGAAGAAAUGGAUCGUAUAGCACAACAGAACUAUGUUCCAACUAAAAAGGAUAUCUUGCAUUCAAGGAAAGCAACAAAGGGAAUAAUUGAACAUGAAUUUGUCAUCAAGGAUAUACCAUUCAGGUUUGUGGAUGUUGGUGGCCAGCGAUCACAGCGACAGAAAUGGUUUCAGUGUUUUGAAGGGGUAACAUCAAUCCUCUUCCUCUCUUCUUCCAGUGAAUUCGAUCAAGUCUUGAUGGAGGAUAGGAUAACAAACAGACUUGUGGAAUCCUGCAACAUCUUUGAGACAAUAGUGAACAAUAAGUGUUUUGUAAAUGUCUCCAUUAUUCUAUUUCUCAAUAAGACGGACUUACUGGAAGAAAAAGUUAGAAAGUACAGCAUCAAAGGGUACUUUCCAGACUUUCAAGGAGAUCCACACAGGCUGGAGGAUGUGCAAAACUUUAUGUUGCAAUUGUUUGACUCAAAGCGUCAUGGAGUUGCUAGAGAGAAGCCCCUUUUCCAUCAUUUCACCACUGCCAUUGACACUGAAAAUAUCAAAUUUGUAUUCCAAGCAGUGAAAGAUACAAUCUUACAAGAUAACUUGAAAUCCCUCAUGCUGCAGUGAACUUUGAGGUUGAAUACAAACAGCAUCAGAUUCAAUUAAGCAAGCCUCCGACAAACAGUCUAAUAGAAUAAGAGCCAGUAUAUACAGAUCUUAUAGUUGAUUACUUGCUUAUCAUUGUCCUUAUAGAGUUUGGCAUGCUACAGUUUUCUAAAGAUAAUCUAGUUAUAUCUUGCACUUACAGUGGAGUAAAAAAAUCGAAUAGCCUAAAUGUUUUGAAAUGCUUGGAAUUGAAUUACUUUUAAGAAUGCCGAGUAGUGCCAUUAAGAAAUCAGCCACCUUCCUUGAAACAGUAUUUCCUUGUGUGUUGGAUUUCUAAGCUGACUUGUUAACUUAGGGUAUAUAAUAUAACAUAUAUAUGUAAAGCAAGUAUGACAACAUCUUUUGAUACUUUCAUAUACAAUUUAAGUUUAACUCACAGUUAGGGUAACAUGUUCACUUUAAGUACCAUGCAUGGGUUUGGUCACAUACAUCAAGGUAACACUGCCUCAUAUUCUAAGAUAACUUGGCUUUCAUUUCAUCCAUCCCACCCUUACCCUACUUCAAAAGCCGUGUUCAGAUAGAAACUGAUACCAAUCACAAAUUGGUCCAACUUAUUUUAUCAGGUGACCAGAUAACAAAGAAACAAAAUGGUCUUAUGAACUAAGGCAAAUAUCAGAUUUGAAGAUACCCUGUCACUGUGUGAUCAUGCCAUAUUAAGUCCAUGACAUACUGUUAAAUGCGAAAAAGAAAAACAAUGAUAUGAAAACACAUAAGCAACAAAUCUGUCCAAAAUUGCCUCGACUAUAUCUUUGUUUCUACUGCCAUUGCUGCUAUGAUUUUUACCCAGUAGUCAUCAGUUACAUAUGAUUCAAGCAGGAUUUUGUCAAACGCAAAUCAUAAUCUCAUUAAUUUUUUCGCUGGUGGCCAAUCAUAAUGAGGAGGGUGAAGAGGGUAUAAAAGCAAGAUGUGCUGCUGAUGGUGGCCAACAAUAGGCACAAUGGCAUUUUAUGUUGGUCAAUACUAGAGUUUUUUAAACAUUCAUAUGAAAAGAACCAUGUUAGAUUAAUUUUUAAGGACAUGGCGUGAUAUUCAGAUUACUAUCAGGGUGAAGUAGCACCUUGAAUUUAACAUUUUUUCUCAGUGCUCUAGUACAUUUUUUCUCAGUGAUCUAUAGGAAAGUAAAACAAAAGAGUAUAAUUUCAGAUUUUUUUUUCUUUUUAUGUGGUUGUUUAAUUUUGUAUAUUUCUUCAUGUGCCUUAUGUGUUAAGUAUAGAUUUCUGAAAUAAUUGCAGAGUAUUCUGACCCUAAUAUAUCUGCUGCAACUGCUUUCUCAUGAUAUUGUGUACUUUGUAUUGUAUAUAUGUAUAUGACGUGACUUUUGUAACUAGUUCUUCGGGAUGUUUUUCUUUGAAAGCUGUCCAUGUUAACAUGACAAUUCCAAUAUGUACAGAAGAGAGUAACUGGAGAUACUCAUAUUCCUGGAAUAUAAACAUUCUGAUCAUGACUGGGUGAUAUAUAUAUAAUAAUAAUAGCCAUUAAAAGACUGAAAGCAAACUUAUGUCCGAGUUAUAUCAAAAAUAAUUAAACUUACAGUUUUAAGGUUAAAGUUUAAUCUUCUUUAAUCCUGAAAAUAGAAAGUUUAGUGCAAAUGCUGUUUCUCAAGGUCAUGUUAUUUGACAAGUUGUCAAGUGAUAAAUUUGAGAACGUCAGCAGACCUGGUUUGUGUUAGAUUCAGAACUUUUUGAUGAUACGAUUAAUGACCCAAAAAUACAAGGCUAAGAUUUCAUCAGCCUGAUUAAUAUCAAUUUACACUUGCUCUGGGCUUGUACCUUGAUCUUUUUUGCUUUGGUGUUUGUAGCAGAGAUGGUGCUGUUCUUUCUACCAGAUGGUUUAUUAAAGCUGGUUAUAGUGUAAAUAGUCUGCUGUGGUUAGUGCUAGGCAGGAUGCCAAGAUCUUAAGGUAGACCUUGGAUAUUAAAGAUGAGUGUUGUGAACUAAAUGAAUUUAAGAUAAUUAGAAGUGGGAAUGCAAAUUUUUUGCUUAAGCCGACUCAUGUACCCAAUACCUCUGUGAUCUUUAGAUCUAGUCUCCUAAAAUGAAUUGAUAUUCUGUGGCAUUUACUUUAUAGAAAGCACUGUUUAGAGUAAGACACUUUCUUCAGACCGGUGAUGAUAGCCGAGUGCCAAGAAAUAAGGCAAUAAUUGUUGACCCAAACCCUUUCUGUCAUAUAGUUAUUACAAAUGGGUUUCCUCUUGUGUGAAAGAGUUUGGAAGUGAGAUGAGGAAUGAAGACUAGCUUUCUUUGCCUCCUUUAAAAGCAUUUUUGAAAAAAAAAAUGCUUUUAUAUCUUCCCAACAAAGUGAUUACAAAUAGUGUUGGCCAAAAGCAAGUCAGGACAUUGGGCACGGCAUUCUGACCAGCAAUUUGUUAAUUGUUUCCAAAUUAUAUUUUUAUUAUUAUCAUCUACAUAUUUUUAUAUUAUAAACUGGGAUUAUAAUCACAUAAAGUAAUUGAUAUGUUGAUUGGUUAAAUGGGCUUUCUCUGUGAAGAGGUCCCUCAUAGUUAUAGAAAAGGAUCAUGGAAACUUAAUGUAUUGAACGGUUUCAAAAUUCAUCCUUGCUAGGAACAGUGUAAUUAAUAGUGACAGUUCUGCGGGUAUUUAAAGAUCUAAUGCUUGUAGGAAAUAUCCAAUUUUGUUUAGCUUGGGAGCAGAUUUUCUGUUUCUACCCAAAGAAGAGAGAAUGGACUUGUGAUUCUGCGCAGGUAAAAAGUAGUGUAGUCGACAAAAGAAAAAUCAAUGGUAUAAUUAAGGACAUUUGUCUGGGUAUUUCUGAGGAGUAUAAAUACUUUACCCAGAGAGCAACAUGUCUGUGUACCAUAAGAGAUUAAAAUAUAUGCAAAAGCACUUUUGUAACACAUGAGCAUUAAUAUUUACUCUGUGACAGCAAAGACAUUUUGAAUUCCAACUGCUGUGAAGUAUUUUGUUAAAUAUCCAAUUGUUUUGACUUUCUUAGUAGAUUAAUAUGGAUUUUGUUUAAGACAGUUAUAGAAUAAACGCAUUUUGUUUUGACUUACUUGAUAGAUUUACACAUACAUAAAGGGAACCAUAAGCUUGAAAGUGGUAUCAGUGUAAGCAAAUUGCUGUAGCACAAAUGUUUUUUAUUUUGGGAGUUUAGAAAGGGAGAUUUUUAAUUUUGUAUAUACACAUGAACUGAAUUAAUCGCAAAGAUUAGUAAAUACUGCUGUAAACUAUGUAGAUGGCUCAGUAUCUCGUUUGUAUGUUGUGAAAUGAAAUAUUUAUAUGUACAUCACAAAUAAAAUGUAAGAUACAAAGA